AAACCAAACGGUUUUCUGUUGUCAAAUAAAUCACUGAUCACUAAAAAAAUUUGUGUGUCACUUAACGAUGGAACAAGAACUAGUUAAAUCAUAUUUGCAAGCUAGGGAUCCUAGCAUAAUGGCUUACAACAGAACCGAUAUUAAAGAAGUUAAAGUAAACUUAGGUGCAUUAAUGGCAAGUAACGAUACAGAGGUUGAAGACCAGAACGAAUCUGAUGAAGUUAAGUGCAUUAAUGUGUAUCUCCGCGUCAGGGGUGAUAUUAAGGAAAAUGAUUUAUAUGAAAUCGAUAAAAAUAGUUUGGUAUGUAAUAUACCAGAAGGCUCUUUCGCCUUUAGAAAUGUCAAAUCAGGUGAUUCGAUGAAAAGAAACUACUCUUUUACCAAAAUUUUUGGCCCUGAAUGUGAUCAACAAACUAUUUUUAAUUAUAUCAUCAAAUCCAAACUUUUAUCUUUUAUUAAUGGUAGGAGUUCCACAAUAUUUACAUACGGAGCUUCUGGUUCUGGUAAAACAUUUACCAUUGUUGGCACACCAGAGGAACCAGGUUUAAUACCUAGAGCUUUAGAAUACUUGUUUAGAUCUGUACCAAAAUUGUCCCAUAAGCCAUAUGUACAAUUAUUGCCAAAUGGUAGCACACAAUAUUUUUCUACAAAUCUUAUGGAGAUGCAUGAACAGUAUAAAAAUUCUAUUAUGAAUGCUACAAUAGUUGAUGAAAUUAGGACAUAUAAGCAAAUGCAAGAACGAUUGAGUUCUGAACCUGUUGCUAAGAUUGAAGAUGAUUCAUAUGUCUCUGUAAGUGUAUGGGUUAGUUUUGCAGAAAUUUACAAUGAGAUUAUUUAUGAUCUAUUGAGCCUUCCAGCAGUUCGAAAUCAACCACGCCAGAGACUAGCUCUUGGAAAAUCGCAAGGCAACACAUUCAUAAAGAAAUUGACAUAUUUAAAUGUCAGAAAUGGUCUAGAAGCUUAUCAGAUACUUCAGUAUGGAUUACACAAUCUCAAUUACGCUGCUACUGCUAUCAAUUCUCAUUCCAGCAGAUCUCAUUGUAUAUUUACCGUUACUCUAGUGCAGACUUCCAAACGCAGCGAUGAUGUGUAUGUCAGCAAUUUUAACUUCUGCGAUUUAGCUGGAUCUGAAAGAUCAAAAAAGACCAUGAACUUUGGUGAUAGGCUGAAAGAAUCAAACAAUAUAAACACAUCUUUACUUGUAUUAGGAAGAUGCAUGGAGAAUAUAAGAAAGUGUCAACAAAUAAAAGAAAGUACCGUACCUAUACCUUUUAGAGAAUGUACCUUACCUAUACCUUUCAGAGAAUCAAAGUUGACACAAAUUUUCCAAAAUGCCCUUCUAGGUCAUGAAAAUGUAGAGAUGAUUGUUAACAUCAAUCCUUCAAGGAAUAUGUUGGAUGAAACAGUUCAUGUUCUCAAUUUUUCCGCUAUCGCUAAAACUGUUAUCGUCAAAGAAGAGCUACCUAAACCAAUUAAAAAAGUAACUAGAUUUUCUAUAUUAACGAAAUCAGAAAAUUCUCCAAGACUUAAGGACGUUGUUACUAAUAAACUAGAGAUGGAAAAACUCACGAACGAAUGCAAUAGAGCUAAAGAGGAGAUUAGAAGACUCCAGACUCUAGUUAACAGGCUUAACGAAGAAUUAAGCGAAGGCCGAACAUCAGAUGAAAAAUCUGAAGAAAUCAAGCAUUUGCAUCGGGCCAUCGAUACAAUAAUUGAUGAAAGGGAUAAUAUCAUAAAAAUGUACGAGAAAAAAAUGGUAGAAAACGAAAAUCGUAUUUCCGCAAUUUAUGAGGAAAGUAUUGCAAGAUAUAUUGAAAUGCACAGAAAAAAUAAACAAGAAGCUAUUCAAAGAAUAAGAGCAGAAUACGAAGAAAGAAUUGCUGAAAUGGAAAUCAUUACCAUCAGUUCAAGUGAUGAAGAAGAUGAAUUACCUAAAAAACGUAAUGGUAAAUCACAGAAAGAAUUAGAAGAUAGAAUUUUACACUACCAGAAUCUUGUCGGUGAAAUGUCAGAUAAAUUGCGAGGGCUAACAAAAGAGUUAAAAGACAAAGAAGACUUAUUAAAAGACAAGGAAGACUUAUUAAAAGACAAGGAAGACUUAUUAGAAGAUGCAAAAGAGCAUUUUACACUAAUGGAAUUGGAAAUAGAAAGCUAUCGCAAAAAAUAUAAUGAAGAAAAAUCAGAGGCUGUUUUGUUACGUGAACAGAUCGAAUUGUUAACACUAGAAUUACAUAAAAGAUCUAUUGGUGUUGCUUCUGAAGAAUCUAGUGACAUUGAUGACAACGAGUUUCAAAAUCAUGAACAAGAAACAAAUAGUAAUUAUGAAAGCUCUAAAGCAUUUGAAGCUAAUAAAAUAGUUAGUGUUGCUGAUUUACACUAAUUUUAGAUUCAAUUUUUAUGUAUGUUAGUUAUGUUAGUAUAUUAGUAAUUUAAGAAACUGUGAUAGUACUAUUAUGAGGUUUAUUUUAAUUACAAAAUUCAUUUUUAAAUU
Diabrotica balteata is the source of this 2491-nucleotide messenger RNA. The record is from the annotation of a GenBank genome assembly. NCBI's taxonomy places the organism in Eukaryota, Metazoa, Arthropoda, Insecta, Coleoptera, Chrysomelidae.